GGAAGGAUUGAAGGAAAGAGAAGUACAGAACCGGAGAAGCCGGAGGCACCGCAGCGAGUCUAGGCGUCGGCUCGCAACUCAAUCAACUCUAUCCUAUCAAUCAUUCACCUCAAGCGGUUUCGCCGGUCACCGUUUUCCGGCAAGUAGUGCAUUAGAAGGAGCUUCUCUACUCUGAAAUCGACAAGUCCCUUCGAAAAACAUUAUCUUUGAGUCCUACUGAUUCUUAACUCUGGAAUUGACAAUCUUUCAUGACGGGAUUUAGAUGCUAGCACACUUAUGAAUGGCGUGGAGAGAGAUAAGGAAAAAGGUGGGCUGUAAGGGUAUCUAUGUUAAUAUUCUAAGAGCUUUGAACUCAACUGGCAUAGGAGAUGGAGUACGGUUAAUUUCUACAUCUGUCUGGGGCUUACCAGAACAUUAUGUUAGUGCAACCUUCCAAGGUCCUGAAAGCUGCAUUGUUUCUAACAAACCAUGCUCUAUUCGGUAUUUUCAUGCAAGUUCAGAGCUAUUUUAUAAGAGAAAAAGUGAUGAAGCAUUUGGUUUAAAAGCUCCCAAGAAAGAGAAGUAUGUGAAAAGGGACAAUAGGACCCAACCACCUGUUGAAGCUCCAUAUGUAGCUCCUAAACCAAAAAGAACGACAAAAUCAUUGCCUGAUAGAACAAUCGACAUCUUUGAAGGCAUGACUAUUUCUGAACUUGCCAAGCGCACGGGUGAAUCAAUAACUUCACUGCAAGAUAUCCUUAUAAAUGUUGGGGAGAAAGUUGAAUCAGAGUUUGACCCUAUCAGCAUUGACAUUGCAGAGCUGGUUACCAUGGAAGUUGGAGUAAAUGUUAGAAGGUUACACUCAAAUGAAGGUGUAGAACUACUACCACGUCCAGCAGUAGUUACAGUUAUGGGUCAUGUUGAUCAUGGGAAAACCUCUCUCUUAGAUGCCCUGCGUCAAACAUCUGUGGCUGCUAAGGAAGCUGGAGGCAUCACCCAACACCUUGGUGCAUUUGUUGUGGACAUGCCAUCGGGAGCAUCCAUCACAUUCCUUGACACACCAGGCCAUGCAGCAUUUAGCGCAAUGCGAGCAAGAGGUGCAGCAGUCACAGACAUAGUGGUGCUUGUGGUAGCAGCUGAUGAUGGUGUGAUGCCUCAAACUCUAGAGGCCAUGUCACAUGCAAAAGCAGCUAAUGUCCCAAUUGUUGUUGCAAUCAAUAAAUGUGAUAAACCAGCUGCAGACCCAGAAAGGGUGAGAAUCCAGCUUGGUUCUGAAGGCUUGGCAUUAGAGGAAAUGGGUGGAGAUGUUCAGGUGGUUGAAGUUUCAGCAGCAAAUAAGACUGGUCUGGAUAAAUUGGAGGAAGCUCUUCUUCUCCAGGCUGAGAUGAUGGAUCUAAAGGCACGUGUGGAGGGACCUGCUCAAGCUUACGUGGUAGAAGCAAGACUUGACCGUGGAAGGGGCCCUUUGGCUACUGCAAUUAUAAAGGCAGGUACCUUGGUCCCUGGGCAACAUGUGGUGGUCGGUGCAGAGUGGGGACGAAUAAGAGCUAUCAAGGAUAUGGUCGGGAGGGUGACAGAUAUGGCACGACCUACCAUGCCUGUAGAGAUUGAAGGGCUAAGGGGACUCCCAAUGGCUGGUGAUGAUGUCAUAGUUGUAGAAUCAGAAGAGAGAGCAAGAAUGCUUAGUGCAGGCAGGAAAAAGAAGCUGGAGAAAGAUAGGCUUCAGAAGAUUGAUGAAGGGAGGAUAGAAACUCCUGAUUUAUCAGAAGAGGUGCCUGAUAGGGUUGAGAUGCCAAUAGUAAUUAAAGCAGAUGUGCAGGGUACUGUUCAAGCGGUCACAGAUGCACUGAAAAGUCUAAACAGCCCCCAGGUUUUUGUGAACAUAGUACAUGUUGGAGUUGGCCCAAUAUCUCAAUCAGAUGUGGACUUAGCACAAGCUUGUGGUGCAUGCAUAGUUGGAUUCAAUAUACGAAACCCACCCAAUUCUGUUAGCUUAGCAGCAAAUCGAGCCAAUAUAAAGAUAAUGCUGCAUCGUGUGAUCUACCACCUUUUGGAAGAUGUGGGCAAUUUUAUUGUAGAGAAGGCUCCUGGAACUCAAGAGACACAGAUUGCUGGAGAAGCCCAGGUUCUGAACAUCUUCGAGCUUAAGGGAAGGAGCAAAUCAAAAGGAGAGGAUGUGAAGAUUGCAGGUUGUCGGGUUCUUGAUGGUUGUGUCGCCAAGUCAUCAACCAUGAGGCUGUUAAGGAGUGGGGAAGUUGUUUUUGAGGGAUGUUGUGUGUCACUGAAGCGGGAGAAGCAGGACGUGGAGACUGUUGGAAAGGGGAAUGAAUGUGGCCUUGUGAUCCGCGAUUUUGAUGAUUUCCAGAUCGGAGAUAUCAUCCAGUGCUUGGAGCUAGUGAAAAGGAAGCCAAAGUUUGUCUCAUCAGAAAGUGGGGCUGUUCGGAUAGAGUGCUGAUAAUUCAUGGGAAAGACGCAAGUCAUUGUUUAUUUUGGUAGUAUAGGAUAGAAAUUUUGUUUUCUUUUUUAACAACUUAAUUUUAUUUGCUUUGGUCUUUCUAAUAAUCAUAGGAAAAGACGUGGGAAAUUUUGAUAUUUAAGGGUCCCCUCCUAGUCACCACAAUCACCAGUAUUAUUGAUUGUCACUGUAUCUCACCAUCAAGGACAAGGAGUAUGUUUGCGAGUAGGUUGGCAAGGAGAAGAGGAGGUUGUUCAAGAAAUGGGUGUUGGGCAUAUUGAUGACAAGAAGGGGCCGUCGGAUAUUUUAUCUUGUAUACGAGCAUUAAGAAAUCACAGAGGGGGUUAGAUUAUAUGUCAAAACCGUUGUCUUAUAAAUUUUCCUUGCUUCUUAACAGGGUUUAUUUCAUGCCAGUCAGUUGAACGCACAGAAAAAAAUGUUGUGGCUUUUUUUUUAUUGCAUUCUGCAAUUCAUGACAUUUAAAGAGCAUAAUUUUCA
Messenger RNA from Nelumbo nucifera (sacred lotus), 2932 nucleotides. RefSeq names its product Translation initiation factor 2, small GTP-binding protein. Lineage: Eukaryota; Viridiplantae; Streptophyta; Magnoliopsida; Proteales; Nelumbonaceae. Gene Ontology annotation, cellular component: cytoplasm. Gene Ontology annotation, molecular function: translation initiation factor activity; GTPase activity; GTP binding. Gene Ontology annotation, biological process: translational initiation. The record is from RefSeq and is a predicted model, not a curated record.